Molecule: messenger RNA, 5478 nt
Organism: Pyricularia grisea
Lineage: Eukaryota; Fungi; Ascomycota; Sordariomycetes; Magnaporthales; Pyriculariaceae
Exons: 3
Coding region: 565-5280 (1571 amino acids)
Biological process (GO): transmembrane transport
Cellular component (GO): membrane
Molecular function (GO): ABC-type transporter activity; ATP hydrolysis activity; ATP binding
Source: RefSeq, a predicted model, not a curated record
GAAAUAAGGUAGAGAGAGACAGAAUAAUAAAGGUUUGGUUCGUCGGCACGAGGUGCGAUUUUCAACUAUUACAUAGAAGGGUACCUACCUAAAGCGAUUGAUUGUCCUUUUUCACACUCAACGAAAAGAGCCUUGUUGGCAUUUGAUUUUAUUUUUAUUUUUAUUUUAUCUCUGGGGUUCCUUUUUUUUUGGUCUUCGGUCAAUCUGUCCUAUCUCUCUCUCACACUUCUUUUUUUUUAUUUUAUUAUUUUUUUGUGGUUGGUCAUCCUUUGCGGGGGUGACUUCUCUUUGCCACUGUUGAAACUCGCUUGCUCAAGUGGGUUUAUUGGUCGUCACUAGACUCUCUUGUUUUUUUUCCUUUCUCUUUUCCCCCUUGAAUUUGAUUCUGGAUUGUUACCUACCCAUUAAACAAAAACACGCUGGCAAACCGGCCCGACGGUUUCAGUGCAGUGACAUUGGCAGAAUACACAGCAUUCGCUUGAGCAAACACACAACCAAUCUCUCUAGGCAGAAGGAGCUAAAUCUGUCUGCCAAAGCAAAGGAGCAGCUGUCCUCCCAAGUGUCAUGGACGGCGACUACCUUCGCCUCAGCGCUGGUGCUGGCUUGGGCCUUGUCGGCCUUGGAUCCGUCCCCGCUGCACAUGCUCUCAUCCACCGGGUAUUCGCCAAGAAGCAGGCCCGGGACGAGAUAUACCAAGAUGCCGAUGGCAAAAGUACACCGGAAGCGCAGGCCAAGUUUUCGAACACGCUUCCCAAGUUCCUGGUCAUCUUUUUUGCUUCAAUAGGUCUUGCCGGUUCGCUUGCCGUCGGGGUACUCGUGACCCAGGGUCGUGGCGGCCGAAACCUUUUCCUGGAUUCAUGGUUUAAUGCCGGAGCUUGGAGCUUAUUCCUAGUCCAAGCCAUCGCCAUAGCUUCAAGCAGAGAAUGCACCCACGCAUACCGCCUUGGCAUAUAUUCGUUCCUGGCAGCCGCCGCGUUCUGCGCGAGUCUUGUCCUACAGGCCACUCGCACUGGUGAAUACCUCAUGCUCCACGAUAAGGUUCUUUUCUCAUUUGGGGCUUUCCAGAUCUUCGCCAUUCUGGCUCUGGCCCUUGCCAGCUUCUCUAUACAGCGUCGCCCGGACGUUUUUGACGACGAAGGCAGGCUUGUGGAUCGAAUGUACACCGCCUCGGCCUUCAGCAGAUUCAACUUUAGCUGGCCCAACUACAUUUUGAGUAUUGCACGCAAGCAGGGUGACCUUGAGCACAAAGACCUGGGACGUCCGAACCACUAUGUGCGGGCAAAGGAUGUUUCGGCUGACUGGAAGCGCCGCGGCUACACUACCCGUCUCUGGCUCAGCAUCGCACGUGCUCACGCUUUCGGCUUCGUUCUGCAGUGGGUGUUGACAUUCAUAACCUCGAUACUCAACUUUGCACCCCAGUGGGUGAUCCUGCAGCUGCUCCGCAACCUAGAGAGCCGAGAACCCGGAACACCGUACUCCCUCGACGUCUGGAUGUGGGUAUUCUGGCUUGGGGCGGCGAUUGUGGUUCAGAACUGGGUCGAGUCGUACGUCUUCUGGCUCUCUUGGGUCGAGCUCACGAUCCCCAUCCGCUCUCAGCUGUCGGCUCUUGUUUUUGAAAAGGCCAUGCGUCGAAAAGACGUCAAGGGCGCUGAGAAAACCGACAAGGAAAAGGAGACCGACGUCACGUCCCCCGAGGAACAAGGAGAGGAGGACGAAGCCGAAGCACUGAAGAAGAGCAAGCAGGGAACCGUAAACCUGAUCGGUGUCGAUGCGUACCGGGUCGGAGACUUUGCCGCCUAUCAGAAUCUCUUCCCUGGUAGCUUGUUCAAGCUCAUUGUCUCACUGACCUUCCUCGUGUCCUUGUUGGGGUGGAAGCCGUUGCUGGCCGGCUUCUCGACCAUGAUCGCCAUCUUGCCUAUCAACAUAUACUUUUCCAAGAGCUAUGCGGCCGCUCAAGAUCGCCUGAUGAAGGUCCGAGACGAGAAACUGGCCAUCGUCACCGAGGCGCUUCAGGGCAUCCGACAAAUCAAAUUUUCGGCUCUCGAGCCAGAGUGGGAGAAGAAGGUGGGCAGCGUCAGAGCGAAGGAGCUCAGAUGUCUUUGGCAAGUGUUGAAAUCAGAUACCGCUUUGCUCGGCUGCUGGGUUGCCAGUCCAAUUCUUCUGUCUGCCAUAUCGUUAGCUGUCUAUGCCUACCUCAAUGAGGAACUCGCCCCUUCGGUUGCUUUCGUCAGCCUUGGAGUGUUUAAAGCGCUCGAAAUGACAUUAUCGGUGGUCCCGGAGCUCACGACAGAUCUCCUCGACGCUUGGAUCUCAGUCAACAGGCUGGAAGAAUAUCUCAACGGCCCUGACAUUGAACAGGUUGCCAAGGAAUCCGAUAGCAUCGUCUUUGAAAACGCCUCGAUUGCCUGGCCCUCGGAUUCAAAGCUCGACGAAGGUGAAAGGUUUGUUCUGCGUGACGUCAACAUCAACUUUCCGCGAGGCGAGCUGUCUGUCAUUUCGGGCAAGACAGGUACUGGCAAAAGUCUUCUUCUCGCAGCCAUCCUUGGCGAGGUUGAUGUACUGGCCGGAGAUUUGUACCUUCCUCGUGCACCUGCUCUACAGGACAGAUACGACAGCAAAGCAAACAAGUCGGACUGGAUUAUUCCCAAUGCUAUCGCCUAUGUUGCACAGAUUCCAUGGAUCGAAAACGCGAGUAUAAAAGACAACAUCCUCUUUGGGUUGCCUCUCGACGAGGAUCGGUAUCAGGAGACGGUUGAAGUGUGCGCACUCAAGAAGGACCUUGAGAUCCUCAACGAUGGCGAAAACACGGAGAUUGGAGCCAAUGGUAUCAACCUCAGCGGCGGACAAAAGUGGCGAGUCACCCUCGCCAGAGCCAUGUACAGCAGGGCAGGAAUCCUGGUGCUUGACGAUAUCUUUAGCGCAGUAGACGCCCAUGUCGGUCGCCACAUCUUCGAAAGGUGUCUCACAGGCAGGCUGGCAAAAGGCCGGACCCGCAUCUUGGUGACGCAUCAUGUUGCUCUAUGCGAGCCGAAGACCAAGUACAUGGUCGAGCUUGGCGAUGGCAAGGUACAAUGUGCUGGAAUGGUGGCUGAGCUUAAACAAAACGGGACCCUGGAGCAAAUCAAGAGCCAUGAGGAGCCGCAGCAGGAUGCCGCCACCGCCGCCACAAACACAGCGGUCAACUCUGACGGCUCGGAAGAUGGCGAGGAUGAGGCUGAAGGAAAUACCCUUAAGCGAGUCACAUCAAAAGCCAUCGCCAAGAAGUUUGUGGAGGAUGAGUCGCGGGAAAAGGGUGCCGUACGGAAAAGAAUCUACUCUGGAUACCUCAAAGCCAGCGGCGGCUGGUUCUUCUGGAUGUUGGCCCUUGCCAUAUUCUUCACAAACUCUUCCUUGGGCCUCAUCAGAUCAUGGUGGCUCAAGCAAUGGACGGGUAGCGGUCAAGACGUUAGCUCAAACGUCUUCCAUGGUCUUGGCAUGUCCAAUAUGGGACACUCGGGUUCUUUCCAGCCAUCCUAUCCUUAUAUUUUUGGCACGCCACAGCAAACACCGCUAACAGGAGUAGUAACAAUGGGCUCCACGAUCGCCUCGCAACAAGAAAAGCACAGCGUGCAGUUCUAUCUUGUCAUAUAUAUCGCGUUGGCCAUGUCGGCCGCCUUCGUUGGUACUUUAAGAUUCUUCUACAUCUUUACAGGGUCUGUGAGGGCGAGCCGUCUCCUCUUCCGGCAGAUGAACUUUGCCAUCCUGCACGCGCCCCUGAGGUGGCUAGACACGGUGCCAGUCGGACGCAUCUUGAACCGUUUCACAGCAGACUUCAACGUCAUUGACUCGCAGCUGGCCAACUCGUUCACCUUUGGCUUUGGCUCCUUCUUGGGACUUUGGACAGUAAUCAUUGCGGGCAUGUUUGUAUCGCCGCUGGUUGUCUUCUUUGCGCUUGCACUGCUCGUUGUCUGCGCAUAUAUUGCACUCCACUACCUGGCCGCCGCGCGGCCUGUCAAGAGGCUCGAGAGCAACGCCAAGAGCCCAGUGUUUGAGCAGUUUGGAUCGGCUUUGACGGGCGUGGCGACUAUCAGGGGCUUCGACAAGACGCAAACGUACAUUGAAAGGAUAUACAAACGUAUCGACGACUAUUCGACGGCGACAUGGCACCUGUGGCUGUUCAACCGCUGGAUGGGAUGGCGUAUGGCCUGCAUUGGCAGCAUGUUUGCCGUUUUUGUCGCAGUCCUGAUCCUGUCGUCGGCAGAUAUCGGUGCCGCCCUUGCUGGUUUUGCUCUCUCUUUCUCACUCGAGUUUGCAAACUCGAUCAUCUGGAUGGUUCGGCUGUAUGCAAACGUCGAGCUCAACAUGAAUGCAGCGGAGAGGAUUAUCGAGUACACAGAGAUUAAAACGGAAACUCUGGAGGGAGAGAGACCUCCCGCCGCCUGGCCGACCAACGGCAAAAUCGAGGUCGACUCUCUGGUCGUCGGUUACGCACCUGAUCUUCCUCCAGUGCUCAAGGGGCUGACUUUUACGGUGGAGGGCCGGCAGAGAAUCGGUGUCGUCGGAAGAACGGGUGCCGGCAAGAGCAGCCUUACUCUGGCGCUAUUCCGCUUCUUGGAAGCAACUGAGGGCAAGGUGAUAAUAGAUGGGAUAGACAUUUCUACCAUCAGACUCCACGAUCUCCGGUCUCGCUUGGCAAUCAUUCCACAGGACCCUGUUCUUUUCUCGGGAACCGUCAGGUCAAAUCUGGACCCAUUCGAUCACCACACAGAUGCCGAGCUGCGUGAAAGCCUGCUGCGGGUGCACCUGAUAUCGGAUGCAAGCGGCACCGUGACGCCAGCCAACGCUGCUGCUGGCGGGGAGUCGAGUGGUGCCUCGACAACCAGCGCGGACAAGAACUCCAACAUCUUCGCCAACCUAUCCUCGCCCAUCUCUGAAGGUGGUCUGAAUCUGAGCCAAGGGCAAAGGCAACUACUUUGUCUAGCUCGUGCGAUCGUUGCACGUCCCAAGGUCAUGGUCCUUGAUGAGGCAACUUCGGCCGUUGACAUGCACACGGAUGCAUUGAUCCAGAGGAGCAUCCGGGAAGAAUUUACAGAUGCGACGCUGGUUGUCAUUGCCCAUCGUUUGAGCACCAUAUCCGACUUUGACAAGAUCCUCGUGCUCGGCGAGGGGACUGUUCGGGAAUAUGGGACGCCAAAGGAGCUUUGGGAUAAGGGAAGCGAGGGUGUCUUUAGGUCUAUGUGUGAGGAAAGCGGCGAGAGAGAUAAACUGAAGGAUAUUGUGUUUGAACAGAAGGCAAAAUGAAGGGAAGGACGGGGGUGUUGAUAUUAGAAGAGAAUACGUUACAAGAUUGAACAUAGCUAAAUAGGUAGUAGUCAGGUACCUGGGCGAUACACUGACCAGCGGCUGGUUUGUUUUUAUAUAUCAUUUUUUGUGCGCUCAACACAAACAAGCACAUUUAAACGCCUGGUUGCUUGGCCUUUUUUUUUUUUUUUUUUUUUU